Messenger RNA from Prosopis cineraria, 889 nucleotides. Its product is annotated as pectinesterase inhibitor 9-like. The transcript has a single exon. The record is from RefSeq and is a predicted model, not a curated record. Bases 91 to 723 code for a protein of 210 amino acids. NCBI's taxonomy places the organism in Eukaryota, Viridiplantae, Streptophyta, Magnoliopsida, Fabales, Fabaceae. Gene Ontology annotation, biological process: negative regulation of catalytic activity. Gene Ontology annotation, molecular function: enzyme inhibitor activity.
UUCCACUCGAACUCAUCAUUACUUAAACGCUCAACUCCAUCGCUCCAUCACACUCCAUUUCAUACGCAACAAAAGCAAAACAAGCAAACCAUGGGAACCCAAUCCCCUCUUUUCCUCUCUUCUUCACUCUUAGUCCUCAUAGUCACGUUCUACAAUCUCCACACAACCACCGUCGCAGUCAGAUCCGCCGGCGCCGGCAAUUCCGACUCCACCAGUUUUAUCCGUACAAGCUGUGGCAUAACACUCUACCCUGACCUCUGUGUCUCCUCUCUCUCUUCUUACAAGAACGCUAUCCAACAUAAUCAUGCCAUACUCGCUCGCGCCGCCGUAACUGUUAGCCUCGCCAGGGCCCAGACCAUGGCCUCCUACGUCUCGAACCUCCUCCGUCGAGCCAACAGCGACGACACCACCUCGGCCCUCCGUGACUGCUCUUACAGCCUCGGAGUUGCGGUUGAUAACAUCCGCGGCUCGCUCAAGGAGAUGGAACGGAUGAGUGAUAAAAAUGCGGUUAACGGCGAGAAAUUCAGGUUCCAGAUGAGCUGUGUUCAGACGUGGAUGAGCACGGCAAUGACAGAGCAGCAGUCGUGCAGCCAGCGGUUCGACGCUGUGCGGGACGGCAGCGUGAAGACCGAUGUGCGUGGUCGUGUGACGGAGGUGAAGAAGUUUAUCAGUAAUGCUCUAGCGCUGGUGCAAAGUUAUGGGAAUAACGUAAGAAAACCCUAAAUAAGAUACUGCAGAUCCACUUUUCAUAGCAGGGAAAAAAAAAAAUGUAUGCAGAGUUUUGUGUGUUAAUAUGUUGAAUUAAGUUAGGAUAACGAUGACUAAUGUAUGAAUCUUUAAUGAUAAUAAUAAUAAUAUGAUGCUGUGAGUUACGCAUCGAGUGUCUGAA